Messenger RNA from Alnus glutinosa, 1615 nucleotides. RefSeq lists its product as uncharacterized. The transcript has a single exon. Bases 97 to 1581 code for a protein of 494 amino acids. Lineage: Eukaryota; Viridiplantae; Streptophyta; Magnoliopsida; Fagales; Betulaceae. The record is from RefSeq and is a predicted model, not a curated record.
GUUUUGGUUCACCUCGAACCCAAAUUGUAGGGCUGAGGGUUUCGUUUCGUUUCUCUUCCAAGAUCAAAACUUUUCUAAAACCAAGGUGUUGAAUUUAUGGUCUAUUUUCAUCCCCGGAUCCGAUUACCCACCGGGUGCAACCCGUUUUAUCCCGUCCUUAACAACCCUUUACACGACCUGAAACCUAAGCUCUCUCAAACCCUAAAAAUGGCGGCGACUGAGGCCAAUUCCAAGAGACCCGUUUGCCCGUCAUGCUCCAAGCCCGCCUGGCUCUGCCUCUGCAGUCGGAUCAGGACCCCGGGUCUUGAGAAUUCGGUAAGGGUGACCAUCCUUCAGCAUAGUUUAGAGAGAAAGCACCCACUGAAUUCUGCUAGGAUUGCUAGGCUAGGCCUCAAGAAUCUCACUGUAGCAACGGUUUCCGAUGUUCAUUUUGAAUCCCGGCUUGUUAUUUGGUUGCGGGAAUCAAAUACUGAUAUGGGUUUGGCUCAAAAUGGUUUAGAUGGUUUGGAUUUUGAUCAAGCUGUGGAAAAUGGGGAAACCCAGAAGCUGGUUUCUGAGCCUAGUGAUGGGGUCGGUUUAGGUAGAGAAAAUAUGGGAACUUUGGAACCCGGGCUAUUUGCAAAGUGCCCAAGUGAGAAAAAUACUAACUUGGUUACUGCUUGUGGAGAAUGUAGCUUGAGGAAUGAUCUUAGUGGCAAGCCAAGUACUCAGAACCAUGAGGAAGGUAUUAAUUUUGUACCAAAUUCAGGGUUAUCUGUGAGUGAUGUAGAGCCAGAAGAUGGAUUAACUGUUGAAGAUUGCAUUUCUGAAAAGGGUAUAUUUGAUUUAGAUAGACAACCUAAUACACGAAUGGUUUCAGCUGCUUCAACAUUGAAUGAAGCAGUUUUGGAUAACGAAACUGAUGAUGCCAGUGAGAGUGAAUUUUCUCAGCUAGAUGUUGAUUCAGUUGAAGCUGUCCGAGGAAGUCAUGAAGCACCGGUUAUUACUGCAACCAUUGGAAAAUAUGGUGUCAUUAGCUCUCUCUGUCAUAUUUGGAUGCCAGAAAAAUCCCAUUUGCAGAAGCCAAAAUUUGAUAAGAUUAUAUCUUCUCCUGCAGCCCGCGAUGCUCUGGGAAAAGGGUUUUCUGUAAAAAAGUUGCAGAAGCGGCAGAUGAGUGAGAGCAUGGAGUUGGAAGAAGAGUAUGAAGAGUUCGAACUUGGGGUUCCUCCCGGAUCAGUUCUUCUGUUUCCAUCUGAUUGUGCGAUUGGUGUUGAUGGCCUUGAUGCUCUUGGUUUUGAGGUGACAAAUUUAAUUGUCUUGGAUGGUACGUGGGCAAAGGCAACGAGAAUGUAUAAUGAAAACCCUUGGUUGAAGCUUUUGCCGCAUUUGAAGUUGGAUUUGAACAAGAUGAGCUUGUUUGGUGAAGUGAGGUCCCAGCCAAAGGCUGGAUGUUUGUCCACUAUAGAGAGCAUUAUCUAUGCCCUGAAGGCUAUAGGGAACGAACCUGAGGGGUUAGAUAAUCUCUUGGAUGUUUUCGAGUCUAUGGUUGAAGACCAGAGGCGAUGUAAAGAUGAGAGGUUGAGCAAAGUCUCUUCAGUUUGAGCGCUCAUCCUUUCAAUAAAGCUCUGUAGCUUUA